UCGACUUGACUGUAAAAUUGUGUUGGACUCUUGUUGACAAGAUUUGUGAUUAAAGUAUUGUCAAAUCACGGAUCAAAAUGUCCGAUUCCAAUCCCUCUGAGGCAAAUGGGGGUCAUAGUGAAGAGGAUUCUCACGAAAGAUUAGGACCUAUAUUGGAAGGCACCCAGCUUUCCUACAUCGAGCAUGCAUGUGUGAAGAUUCCAGAAGAGCUUGGCAAAUGGUAUGGGUCUAAGGUGAAAAGGGUUGAUUUAAGCUUCAAUCAAAUCAGAACUCUUAAGGGUCUGGAGAGCUUCCAUCAGCUUGAGGAGUUAGUGAUGGACAACAAUGAUCUGGAUGACUCGCUUCACAUCCCCCUCAUGCCUCACCUGCAUACGCUGCAUAUGAACAAAAACAGAAUAUCAGAUAUUAACAGUCUCAUGGACAAGCUCCAGAUGUCUGUUCCAUCUCUCACAUUCCUUAGUCUCCUUGGUAACGAAGCUUGCCCGAACGAGCUCUCAAGCUCGGAGAAAGAUGAAGAAGAUUACCAAAGAUACAGAUAUUUUGUGAUCUACAGUAUACCUACACUCAAGUUUCUUGACCACAGACCAGUAUCGAUGAAAGAAAGAAAUGAAGCAAAGAGAAUAGGUUCACUCAUGAAGGUAGCCAGACCAGCUGAUGUGGACGAUGCUGAGGAUGCCUUAUCUGCUAAUACGACUCAUUAUUCUCCUCUUCCGUCACAAACAAGAAAUUUAGAUGGAGAUCACCAAGGUACAUACGGGCGCUGCAAAUAUGUCUAUUAUGGCCGCCACUCGGAAGGAAACAGAUUUAUCCGGAACAAUGACCUUUGACCUGGUGACCUUUGCACCCGGUGACACCCUUUGACCAAAACACAUCCAUAGGGAUCAAAAGAGCAUGAGGUUUUUCAACAUCUUAAUGAAAGUCUAAUAUAUUCUAUAAUCCCAUCUGCAAAUACCAAUGGUUAACUGCUGACAUGCCUCAGUUGCUGAUUGGCAUCAGAUAAUACACAUAAAUCGCAUACACUGUAGAGGUGAUGUGUUCUCUGUUGUUACUAGUUAAACUAGAAUGCAUUAUUCUUGUGAAUUAGAGGUGCGCAUUAUGCCAAUAAUAUCAAAUAUUGAGAUAAUUCUAUAGCUAUAUUCAGACUUUUCAAGUACUGUUACAUUGAAACCAGUUUGAGGAUUGGCUUUAGCAUCACUUAUUUUCAUACUUGCGAGUGUUGAAAUAUAAUUCAGACAUGCCUGUAUAAGCUGCAUCAAAAUUGCUUGUACCUUUAUAUCUUCAUCAAAGUGAACUACAACUUCCUUAUUAACUGAAUCACAGUUGUCUCAGUUUGUUUAGACCUUUGGUGAGGCAUUUAUCCUCAUGACCAAGUCCCUUGGAUAGGACCUUAAGCCACUGGUGCUCUAGUUGCUUACUAGUUACUAUUGAACAGGCAUGUAAUAUGCUUUUCUUAGCAGUUGGGCAAAAUAACCACCACUAAGGAAUAGACAAUAACUUAUGAAUCAUAGCUUUAUAUUUAAUAUCUCGUACAAAUAAUGUUAGUAUUUUUCGGAACAAUUAAAAAAACACAUUAAAAAUGUCUUCCUAUCUUUUUUAAUAGUUUGUAUACUGAUUGAUUGGUGCCAGCUUCAUUUUGAAAUUUUUGCUUUAAAAUUAUAAGGCAAGACUAAAUGCAAACCAUAAUGAUGAAGUAAAAUAUUAACAUCUCAAUUUUAGCUCCAAUGGCACUUUCUAUUUGUGGAACUUACUCUAUUUGUUUUUCUUACCAGUUUUACAAUGGUAUGGACAAAAUAUGUUCAUGUUAAUGUUAAUCAAAUCAAAUACUUAAGGCUUAUUGGACACCUGCUUUAUAUACAUAUGAUAUUAAGGUCUAUUGAUUUUGUUAUUGCAUUCAUGUAUAUACAUUGCAUGUGUCGUAAUAUUUAUUAUGAUAAUUAUCUGUAUAGAUUAUCUAUUUUUGUGCAAAUAUAUGUAUUUUAACGCAUCUAUAUGUAUAUCACGGAUAAAUUGAAAAAAAAGUAUAUUGAUUGAAUUUGUAUUUCUCUUUGAAAAUGUGUCAAAAUUAUGUUUUCUAUUAAUCACUAGAAAUUUUCAUGAUUUCAAAUGUAUUUAUCAUUCUGUCUAAAUGUAGUUUAAACUUGUUAGCCCAAAUUUACAGAGGAGGUUUCUAAUUUCUCCUAACCAAUUACCAUACAUGUAGUUGCAAACCUUCCAUUGGUUUCCUGCAUAGGACCAUGUCAAAGUUUUCUAGAGUGUGUACAUGGGUGCUUACUUUUGAUUAUAUUGAUUUGUUUUUAGACAUUUAAACAGGAAGACUAGUAGUGAGUGAGAUUGUGCCUUGGUUAUUUAACUACUUUGUCAGCUGGAAUAAUAUUGAGUACAUAUUAUGAUCUUGGAUUAGUAAAUUAUACUAUAUUCACACAAUUUUUUGAGCAAAUUUGCUCAAGAAAUGGCUGAAAAAUAUCCUUUUGAUGGCAUCAUCCAUUUGAGCACACACACAUUCAUAAACAAAAAAGGAAUUCUGUUUGCCAGCAUAAAAAAAACUGAUGCUCCUUGUCUGUUUUUAACACUGAUUUGAAGGCAUGGAGGCAUCUGAGCAUGUUUAAUUAAGUUUGACCAUUAAUGAUAAUAAUAGGCAUUUAUAGAAAGAUUAAUAAUUUUCUGCUGCUCUUU
Molecule: messenger RNA, 2673 nt
Organism: Lytechinus variegatus (green sea urchin)
Lineage: Eukaryota; Metazoa; Echinodermata; Echinoidea; Temnopleuroida; Toxopneustidae
Gene: lrmda
Product: leucine-rich melanocyte differentiation-associated protein-like
Exons: 7
Coding region: 78-827 (249 amino acids)
Biological process (GO): melanocyte differentiation
Molecular function (GO): protein binding
Source: RefSeq, a predicted model, not a curated record